GGGUAGAAAUGUCUUUUCGUAAGCAGGAAGAGCAUCCAGGUCCAGCCAUCAAAUUUAAAAACGUCACAACACCGAUAAACAAACGAUAUUUCUGGGCAUAGAUCCCUUGCCUGUUUAUUUCUGUUACAUUUUUGUUUUCUUGGCAGCAAGCAGUUGUACGCUGUUACACUGCUCACACAGCUAAAGCCUAAAGAGAGCACUUGGUACUCUGCUUCGCUGUAUAAACUUGGCGUCUCGAAACGGCACUUAACACUCCACAUAGACUCUGUGAUCGAAUGCGACCCCGUCUCUUUGCUCUUUCUGUCCCUUAAUCAUCUCCUCUACUAUUCAUUCUUCUCUGAUUCUUGAUUUUUUCAUCGACAUUUCUUUCUUCUCCUUCUUUUGAAUCUUUGUCUGUGAAGCGAGAUAUGAUGGGGUCAGCUUCGUUCUCGUCUCCGCUCUGCACGUGGCUGUUGGCAACGUGCAUGUCGGUCACGUGCGCUAAGGAAAACUGGACCAGCACCAUCGCUUUUCAUUCAUCGCCACCGGGUAAUAGACUCAGCCGCUGUGCUCGCAGACGAAGAGCUCUUCUCUCCAAAUAUAAUAGUGGCAGCUCUGCUGUUGCUGGUAACUGCUCUGAAUUUCUGUCCAAAGGUUUGUCCUCUUCCUUCUGUGGAUCGAGCUUUCAAGGAUUGAUGACUUCUUGCUUGGCUUUUGAGCCCUGUAGUCACUACCACAACUCCAAUGGCCUUUUUGGAUCCAGAAAUCUCAAUCGCAAGCAGAGAAGACUCAAUCGGUUUCCUCAUUCCGGGGAAGUCAAGGCGGUAGCUGUGCAACCUGAAAAGGAAGUUGCAACAAAGAAGAAACCUGUUAAAAAGCAAAGGCGAGUGGUUGUGACAGGUAUGGGUGUUGUGACACCUCUUGGUCAUGAUCUUGAUGUCUUCUACAACAAUCUGCUUGAAGGAGUUAGUGGCAUAACUCAGAUAGAGGCUUUUGACUGUGACCAAUUUCCAACGAGGAUAGCUGGAGAGAUCAAGUCUUUCUCAACUGAUGGAUGGGUUGCACCUAAACUGUCCAAGAGAAUGGAUAAAUUCAUGCUUUACAUGCUUACUGCUGGAAAAAAAGCCUUGGCUGAUGGCGGCAUCACUGAAGAUAUAAUGGAUGAGUUGGAUAAAGCUAAAUGUGGAGUUGUGAUUGGCUCUGCAAUGGGUGGCAUGAAGGUUUUCAACGAUGCAAUUGAAGCACUAAGGAUCUCCUACAAGAAGAUGAAUCCUUUCUGUGUGCCUUUUGCAACUACAAAUAUGGGUUCUGCAAUGCUUGCAAUGGACCUGGGUUGGAUGGGGCCAAACUAUUCAAUUUCCACUGCUUGUGCUACCAGCAAUUUUUGUAUAUUGAAUGCAGCAAACCACAUCAUUAGAGGCGAAGCUAAUAUCAUGCUUUGUGGUGGCUCAGAUGCAGCAAUCAUACCUAUUGGCUUGGGAGGUUUUGUGGCAUGCAGAGCACUUUCACAGAGGAACGAUGAUCCUAUGAAAGCUUCACGACCUUGGGAUAUGAAUCGGGAUGGAUUUGUGAUGGGGGAAGGAGCUGGUGUUCUACUUUUAGAAGAACUAGAACAUGCGAAGAAAAGAGGUGCAAAUAUCUACGCAGAAUUUCUUGGAGGAAGUUUUACCUGUGAUGCCUAUCACAUGACUGAACCACAUCCUGAUGGAGUUGGUGUCACUCUCUGUAUAGAAAAAGCAUUAGUCCAAUCUGGGGUAUCUAAGGAGGAUGUAAAUUACGUAAAUGCACAUGCUACAUCCACCCCAGCUGGUGACCUUAAAGAGUAUGAAGCUCUCAUGCGAUGUUUUGGCCAAAAUACUGAUUUGAGAGUGAACUCCACGAAGUCCAUGAUAGGCCAUCUACUGGGAGCAGCUGGUGCUGUGGAAGCUAUUGCAGCGAUACAGGCAAUACGGACAGGAUGGAUUCAUCCAAACAUCAAUCUGGAAAUUCCGGAUGAAGGCGUGGACACAAGUGUUCUGGUUGGCUCAAAGAAAGAGAGAUUGGAUGUUAAGGUUGCAUUGUCUAACUCAUUUGGGUUCGGCGGCCACAACUCAUCAAUACUUUUUGCACCAUACAAGUGAUACAAGGCUACCUCAACCAUGAUGUAUUAAUGCAAAAGGUGUGUAGAUCUGUAAUUUAUCAGUCUAUUGAUUUUGUUAUGGUAAUUGGCUACAAGAGAAGGACUAGGCCGAAGUUUACUAAAUGAAUGAAUUUGUGUUUUAACUG
Messenger RNA from Hevea brasiliensis (rubber tree), 2244 nucleotides. RefSeq names its product 3-oxoacyl-[acyl-carrier-protein] synthase II, chloroplastic. Gene Ontology annotation, cellular component: chloroplast stroma. The record is from RefSeq and is a predicted model, not a curated record. The coding region runs from base 408 to 2099 and encodes 563 amino acids. The transcript is spliced from 13 exons. NCBI's taxonomy places the organism in Eukaryota, Viridiplantae, Streptophyta, Magnoliopsida, Malpighiales, Euphorbiaceae. Gene Ontology annotation, molecular function: 3-oxoacyl-[acyl-carrier-protein] synthase activity. Gene Ontology annotation, biological process: fatty acid biosynthetic process.